ACUCGCGUGAGCGAUGGCCACCAAAUGGUGUUUGUUAGAUGGUGGUGGUGUCAGACGACCCUCACCAAGUGGCGAGAAAUGGAAUUCCCACUCCUGCGCCAUUUUACGCCAAAUGAGAUUUCCUGAGCCAUCCCGAUAAAAAUCAGAUAUUGCGCCAAGUCUUCCAAAACUAGCCGCGAGGAGUUGCUCAUUGGGUGUACAUACACAAGGACACAUACACUGAUCGGCUUCGUUGGGACAUUCACACGAAACGUUUCCAACCCGCUGUCUAUUCUUCUGUAGGCUUUUUACGCAUUGCCAAGGUAGGCGUUGUAACCAAACGUGAGCACACGCUGAUUGCGCAAGUUUGUCGCGCGCAAUGCCGUUCCACGAAGUCAAUCUACCUACAUGUGCGCUUCUGUGCUGCUGAGAACGCGUAAUGCCACGUGAUUUUAUUUGAAACAUCAAUUGCCGCACAGCAGUUGCAAAGCGGGACCUAGAAGUACAUGUGCCUGCUGUAAGGGAAACGGCGAUGUUUGACGUCACGCGAAACCGAAGCAAGGGUAGUACUGCUGUCGAAGUACUCCGGAAAUUUAUAUUUGGAUGCUCCAGAAUGCACAUUUCUCUGCUCCAAAGUGCUCCAGGCUCCAAGCUGCAUAUUUCCAUGCUUCAAAUUACAUUUUCGGAGUAGCGCCACUGAAUGUCGGAAAAUAUGCGAUCUGUUUGGGCGCGCCUUCUUCGAGAGCAGCUCCGUAUUUUAUAUCCUUCUUUGAAGCGGCACAAACGCUUGCCAAGUUCGUCCUCUCGCUCCCACAGUGCAACCUCUCAGUGUGUGCAACUAUGUUGUGUUUCACAAAAUAAGCGCGAGAGGGCCUUGUCCAACUGUGACGUCAUGGGAAAGGCCACAGACGUGAAAAAAGAAAAGAAAAACGUAUAGAAGCGUUGGCAACCAUGGCGUUGUUGCCACGGCAACACUUGUUUGUAAAUGUUACCCAGCAUGGCGGGUUACAACUUGCGGCCGGAAACCGGCAAGAGAUUUUCCCGGCACGCUGCGAAAGACUGCCUACACACUUUGCUAGCAGAGGAGCUCGAAAACCGUGUCUACAACUGCGAAGCAAUUCCCGACUGGACUAAGGCUCUGUCUACAAAAGUAUGCCAGCGACUACAAGGUACCCGCUUUCUUCCAAAACAUUCCGCUUCAUUCGACGGCAUUUCAGAUUUAGGCUUCGAAAGGUACAAGUACGUCGUCCAGGUAGUCAUCGGGGAACACCGGGGGGAAGGAUUUAGAAUGUCCUGCCGUUGCCUGUGGGACUCUGACACCGAUGGCUACGUGUCCGAGUUUUUCAGCAAUGACACCCUCUUCUGCGUCUGCCUAGUACUGGCUGCAUACUACUACUGAUGGCGAGGAUAUUGGACACCAUCGUUACCCACGGUGGGGACAAGUAUAGCCAUAUCUAACUAAUAGACGACAAUCUACCCUCGAGAACUCGGUAUCAGCAACAACAGAUAAAUUAAUGAUGAUGAAUGGGGAAAUUCGCCACAUGAGGUGCCAAUGCCCCAGGGCACAAUGAACAGGAUGAGAUGUGUUCUGCUGAUGAUGAACAACUCGGUAUCGAUCAACCCGAGAUUGGGAAUAAUGCGAAAGGUCUCUAUG
This is a messenger RNA of Ornithodoros turicata, 1633 nucleotides long. RefSeq names its product dynein light chain Tctex-type protein 2B-like. Gene Ontology annotation, cellular component: cytoplasm; cytoplasmic dynein complex. Bases 965 to 1378 code for a protein of 137 amino acids. Gene Ontology annotation, biological process: microtubule-based movement. The record is from RefSeq and is a predicted model, not a curated record. Gene Ontology annotation, molecular function: dynein intermediate chain binding. Lineage: Eukaryota; Metazoa; Arthropoda; Arachnida; Ixodida; Argasidae. The transcript is spliced from 4 exons.